CUCGGUAGUCAGUAGUCAGUACUCGCUAGGAGUACUACUCCUGUCUCGUCUGCUUGUUUGUGCUCUCUCUCCUCCUACGCAAGUUCUCUCUCAAUUUUUCCUUUGGUUCUCAAACCCAUUGCCCGUCCAUCGACCCUGAUCCCUGACAGACUGGCACUCACGCACACGCGAGUGGGCAGAGGCACCUGUUAUCCACAUAAAUCACUCGCUGGAAGAAGAAAAGAAGGAAAGAGAGAAAUCGAGGAGGAAAGACCGAGCUUGAGAGAGAGAUGGAGGAGGGCGCUAGGGGGGGGAAUGGGGAUGGAAGCGGAGCUGGUGUCGAUACCCGCGACCCCGCGGGGGGUGUCGACGCCGGAGACGGUGACGCCGUCGGGGCAGAGGUCGCCGCUGCCACGGGCACCGGGGGGAGGCGGCGGGGGCUCCCACUCGCUGUCCAAUAAGUCAUGGACGCCGACGCCGGCGAUGAUCUCCCCGCGGUUCCUGAGCCCUUCGGUGGGGACGCCGGUGAAGCGGGUGCUGGUGAACCUGCGGGCGUACCUGGAGGAGGUGGGCCACCUGACCCGGCUCAACCCACAGGACGCUUGGCUCCCCAUCACAGAGUCCCGCAACGGCAACGCCCACUACGCCGCAUUCCACAAUCUCAACGCCGGUAUCGGUUUUCAGGCCCUCGUCCUCCCCGUCGCCUUCGCCUUCCUCGGAUGGAGUUGGGGUAUAAUAUCAUUGAUUAUUGCUUACUUUUGGCAACUUUAUACCCUCUGGAUACUAGUGAAGCUUCAUGAAGCUGUACCUGGCAGGAGGUACAAUAGAUAUGUGGAGCUCGCACAGGCUGCAUUUGGAGAAAGGUUAGGUGUUUGGCUAGCUUUGUUCCCGACAGUUUAUUUAUCAGCGGGAACUGCAACAGCAUUGAUUCUUAUUGGGGGGGAAACCAUGAAGCUCUUUUUUCAGAUAGUUUGCGGGCCCCUUUGUUCAUCAAACCCACUUUCAACUGUUGAGUGGUAUCUGGUAUUUACCUCUUUAUGCAUCGUUCUUUCUCAGCUCCCAAACCUAAACUCCAUUGCUGGACUCUCACUUAUUGGAGCUGUAACGGCAAUCACCUAUACUAGCAUGGCCUGGGUACUCUCAGUCAGCCAAGAGAGGCCCCCUUCUAUCUCUUAUCAGCCACUCAGAUCCCAGUCUUUCACUGCAUCGGUUUUCUCAAUCUUGAAUGCUCUUGGCAUAAUAGCAUUUGCAUUCAGAGGACACAAUCUGGCAUUAGAGAUUCAGGCAACAAUGCCAUCAACUUUUAAACAUCCUGCACAUGUUCCCAUGUGGAGAGGAGCCAAAGUUGCAUAUCUUCUAAUUGCAAUGUGUUUAUUUCCUAUUGCCAUUGGAGGUUUUUGGGCUUAUGGGAACCUGAUGCCUGCAGGAGGGAUGCUGAAUGCCCUAUAUGCUUUUCACAGCCAUGAUAUCGCAAGGGGGCUGUUGGCAACAACAUUUCUUUUGGUUGUGUUUAAUUGUCUGAGUAGUUUCCAGAUAUAUUCAAUGCCAGUGUUCGACAGUUUCGAGGCAGGUUACACCAGCCGAACAAAUCGUCCAUGCUCAAUUUGGGUCCGGUCUGGCUUUCGGGUCUUUUAUGGCUUUAUUUCAUUCUUCAUUGGAGUAGCACUUCCUUUCCUUUCUAGCCUGGCUGGCCUGUUGGGUGGCCUCACACUUCCUGUCACCUUUGCAUACCCUUGCUUCAUGUGGGUUCUUAUAAAGAAGCCCCAAAGAUUUAGUUUCAACUGGUAUCUGAAUUGGGGCCUAGGCAUGAUGGGAAUAGCUUUCAGCUUAGCCUUCUCUAUUGGUGGUGUCUGGAGCAUGGUGAACAGUGGGCUCAAACUCAAAUUUUUUAAGCCUAACUAAAUUCCUUUUGAUAGGGAUAAGGUUGGGCGCUGUUCCAUCUUUUGCAGCAUUAAAUUCCUCGAGUAUUACAUAGAAAUGAUUUGCUCCUGUUAUCCCUUUGUGUCUCCAAGAAUACUGUGUUGAUUUGUAUUUAUUUUGUGAUUUGUUGUAAUAGAUUUUAAUUUAUGAUAUCAUAACUAGAUUACUUUAGCUAUUAAAGCUUUUUUUUCUUCUUUACGUA
This is a messenger RNA of Elaeis guineensis (African oil palm), 2101 nucleotides long. Its product is annotated as lysine histidine transporter-like 8. The record is from RefSeq and is a predicted model, not a curated record. NCBI's taxonomy places the organism in Eukaryota, Viridiplantae, Streptophyta, Magnoliopsida, Arecales, Arecaceae.